AUGUGGAUCGCGUUGGCUGCGGUCGCUUUGGCGACGCUCGCUUGGUUUUUCAUCGAUCAGUUGAACUACUGGCGAAAACUGGGAGUUCCCCAGCCGUCGUUGUUGUUCAACUUCAAGGAGAUGUUCAACCUCUUCGCGCAGAGGAGAAGUUUCGCCGAAUCCGUGAUGAUGCUGUACGACAUGUUUCCGGAGAAGAGAUUCGGCGGCAUCUAUUCGUUCAAACAGCCCAUUUUGAUGAUCAGAGAUCCGGAUCUGCUGAAGGAAUUGACGGUGAAGAAUUUCGAUCAUUUCACCGAUCACACGAACAUCAUAUCAGAGGUGGCCGAGCCUUUGUGGGGCAAAAAUCUCUUCGCUUUAAAAGGUAAAAGAUGGCGGGAAAUGCGCCCGAUUUUGAGCCCCUCGUUCACUAGCAGCAAAAUGCGCGGAAUUUUCACGUUAAUAUCCGAAUGCGCGGAAAACUUCACCGAUUUCUACAGAAACUUCAAGGAGGACACCAUCGAAAUCGAAUUAAAAGACAGUUUCACCCGCUUCACCAACGACGUCAUCGCCACGGCCGCCUUCGGCGUUAAAUCCGACUCCUUGACGGACCGAGAUAAUCGAUUCUACGUCAUGGGCAAGGAAAUGACGUCAUUCGGAGCGAAUACUGUGUCCGGAACUAUGAAGAUGUUGUUCUUGAUCGCCUUCCCCGGAGUUUUCGAGGCACUCAACCUCAGGAUAUUCAGGAAGGAAGUGGCGGAUUUCUUCAUAAAUACCAUAGAAGAUACGGUGGAGACGAGAAAGAAAAAGGGCAUCGUCAGACCGGAUAUGAUCCACUUGUUGAUCGAGGCUCAAAAAGGCUCGUCGGAGACCAAGGAAGCCGAAGCUUUGGAAGAUGACAGUUUCGCGGCUCAAACGGAAUCGGAUUUAGGUAGAACACAGGGUGUUCAAAGGGAACUGACCAACAUGGAUAUCGCCGCUCAGGCUAUGAUAUUCUUCUUCGCAGGCUUCGAGUCCGUCUCGUCCAUGAUGUGCUUCAUGGGAUACGAAUUGGCCGUUAACGAGGAAAUCCAGGACAGGCUAAGGGAAGAAAUCCUGGAUACUUUGAACAACAACAAUGGAAAAUUAACCUACGAAGCUCUGAUUAAAAUGGACUACAUGGAUAUGGUUGUAUCAGAGGUUUUGAGGAAAUGGCCGGCAGCUGCAGCUGUUGACAGGCAAUGCACCAAACCGUACACCAUCCAGCCGAAACUUCCAGGCGAAAAGCCGGUUACUAUCGAGUUGAAACAAGCCAUCUGGAUACCGAUUUUCGGGAUACAUCGCGAUCCUUCCAUUUAUCCAGAUCCGGAGAAAUUCGAUCCGGAGCGUUUCAACGAAUACAACAGGACCAAUAUCAAACCGUUCAAUUACAUACCGUUCGGAGCCGGUCCGAGGAAUUGCAUCGGUUCCAGGUUCGCCUUGCUCGAAAUCAAAACGGUCUUUUUCCAUUUGCUGGCUAAUUUUAAAUUGGUUUCCACGGAAAAAUCGCAUAUUCCGCUGAAAUUGUCGGCCAAGAGUUUCAAUUUGACCGCACAGGAUGGGUUUUGGUUCGGCUUGGAGAAGAUUAAUGAUUAA
This is a messenger RNA of Phyllotreta striolata, 1590 nucleotides long. The record is from the annotation of a GenBank genome assembly. NCBI's taxonomy places the organism in Eukaryota, Metazoa, Arthropoda, Insecta, Coleoptera, Chrysomelidae.